Messenger RNA from Tribolium madens (black flour beetle), 2857 nucleotides. RefSeq names its product hemicentin-2. NCBI's taxonomy places the organism in Eukaryota, Metazoa, Arthropoda, Insecta, Coleoptera, Tenebrionidae. The coding region runs from base 257 to 2791 and encodes 844 amino acids. The transcript has 14 exons. The record is from RefSeq and is a predicted model, not a curated record. Gene Ontology annotation, molecular function: protein binding.
CAGUACAGCGAUGACCGCGAAAGAGAACGUUUCGAACGGCGUUGAAGGCCCGGAAAGCCGCAAGGAUAAUAUGCCAUGCCCGCAAACAUAACCCCUCAAAGGACGAAGCUUUCAAACUUUGCAACUCGUGCUGAUUCUUUACGAUGAAUUACGAGAUUUUGUGGCCAAACGGUGCAGGAUUAUAAAGCGUGGUGCCGGAUCCUGUGUGGUGUUGUGAGAUAUUUCAGUGUUGAGAUGUAAGGAAACGAUAGUGUUCAUGGGGUUGAUUUGGAGAAUCCUUGCCAUCUAUUUGGUGACUGCGCCUCAGGUGUCUCCCAUCUUCAACGGGCUAGAGGAUACUUCCACCCCCAACGACCUCGAUAAGCCUGUUCCAAUGGUGGAAGUUCAAGGAGUAUUAAAUAAAAAGAAGGGCCUUCCCUGUGAUAUAAAUCCGAAGGAACGAGAUGACGCCGUCGCUAUGGUGCUAUGGUUCAAGGAGACCAUCGGCGAACCUCUUUACAGUUUCGACGUGAGGGCUCGACAGUUCAGUCAGGCAAAAUAUUGGUCGUCACCACAUGUUUUCGGAGACAGGGCGUAUUUUCGGCACACCACGUCACCUGCAACAUUAGAAAUUGCAUCGAUUCAACUUUCAGACGAAGGAAUUUAUCGAUGUCGAGUCGAUUUUAAAAACUCACCCACCAGAAAUAGUAAAGUCAACUUCACUGUUAUCGUGCCUCCCGAAAAAAUCCACAUCUACGAUGACAAGCGAGUCGACAAGACGAUUCUAUUAGGACCCUAUAAUGAAGGCUCGGACGUUAAUUUAUUGUGCGAAGUAAAAGGAGGUCGACCUCGACCGAAGGUGACGUGGUUUCUCGAAAACACAGUGAUCGAUGAUUCGUACGAGAUAAGAUCGGAUGGUAUAGCCGUCAAUCAUCUCACAUUUCCAAAUGUUGGUCGUCAACAUUUACAUGCAAGACUGAUUUGCCAGGCCAGUAAUAACAAUCUGGUCCCACCUGAGACAAGAGUAGCUGUAUUAGACAUUAAUUUAAAACCCCAAAUGGUAAAUAUCCUAACAAAAGAAAAACAAGUGUCAGCAGGCAAACGUUACGAAGUUGAGUGUAGGACGUCUGGAUCAAGGCCCGACGCAGUUAUAACAUGGUGGAAAGGAAGCAGACCUGUCAGAAAACUAGCAAAAAACUUUUCGGAACAAAACAACCAGAGCCUAAGUAUUUUGACGUUUGUCCCUGUGAUCGAUGACGACGGCAAAUACUUGACCUGUCGAGCUGAAAACCCGUCCAUCCCUGAAAGCGCGCUCGAGGACAAGUGGAGAUUAAAUGUCCAUUAUACUCCUGUGGUGACUCUAAAAAUGGGCUCGACAUUAAACCCGGACGAUAUCAAAGAAGGUGACGACGUUUAUUUCGAAUGCAAUAUCCGGGCCAACCCCAAAGCUUACAAACUUUCCUGGUUCCACGACGGAGUCGAAAUUUUCCAAAACGUCACUGCUGGAGUGAUCAUGAGCGAUCAAAGCCUGGUGUUGCAAAGUGUAACUAGAGCCACGGGAGGUGCUUACACGUGUAUGGCCACCAACGUGGAAGGCAAAAGCACCAGUAAUGCCGUCCAACUUGUCGUGAGAUACGCCCCCGUGUGCAAACAGGACCGAGAAGAGUUAUAUGGCGCGUUGAAGCAAGAGACCGUGACUUUGCGCUGUCAGGUCGACGCCAAUCCUGCCAUAGUGACCUUCCACUGGACGUUCAACAACUCCGGGGACCUGACCGAAGUUCCGGCCAACAGGUUCACAAACGAGCUCUCUUCCUCCCGACUCAACUAUACGCCUGUCUCGGACCUGGACUACGGCACACUCCUGUGUUGGGGUGACAACGAUGUGGGUCACCAGAAGGUCCCCUGCGUCUUCCAAGUAGUCAUAGCGGGUCGGCCGUCGCAGUUACAAAAUUGCACCGUAUCGAACCAGUCCUCGGACUCGCUCCAAGUGGAUUGUACGGAAGGCUUCGAUGGCGGACUUCCUCAGAACUUCUUCAUGGAGAUUUUGGAACUGCCGGCACUUCGCACCCGACUGAACGUCACUAGUUACCGGACUCCUCCGACGUUUUUCGCCGACGGCCUCGAUCCGGGAAUGAGCUAUCGGAUCAUGCUUUACGCCGUGAAUGCCAAGGGAAGGAGCGAAGCCACCAUUAUUGACCCCGUCACGUUCAAAGGUGUCGCCAAAUUACAGGGUUCAACGGCAAGUAUGCCUGUUAGUCCCCUAAUUAUGGGUCUUUUGGGCACUGCCGGCGUGCUGGCGACGGGGGUCUGCCUCGUGUUGGCUGCUCUGUGUCGGAGACACUAUUCCAGGCCGUGUUCGAGGCCCGAGGGGGGCACCAAGCACGUACCUAUGGAAGCGGUUAUUGCCGCUGACGAUCUCAUCGUUGACGGCUCCGUCACGGGCGUACGCACACCAGCGACUCCCGACGCGGCCAUUACCGCCGAAGCCGUAAGAAACGGCACUUCCAUAGAGGCCACAGAUCCAGACAUUAUACGAAAUCAAUAUGAGCGUCGACCGACCCUCGGAUUUAUGAAAGUGUACGAACCGCCCGGGUCCAGAGAGGAAGAGGACGUCGAAGACGAAGGCGAGGAGUACGAUUUCAGACACGUUGCCAAAGAAACUCACAUCCCCAAUCAGACCGUGUACCGGAGUCUGCAAAGGCCCGGACGAAACCCCGCAAACCCCAUUCCGGGCACUCAGACCUUGACGCACAAGUAUCGAGGGCCCGAAGUCAUUACGACGUCGAACCGAAUACAGGAGAGCUGCAUAUAAAUGUAAUUGUUUUUAUCAUGUAUUAUAUUAAUGUAUUUAAAAUAAAUAAAAGCGGACUUUCAUGUC